Molecule: messenger RNA, 615 nt
Organism: Hibiscus syriacus
Lineage: Eukaryota; Viridiplantae; Streptophyta; Magnoliopsida; Malvales; Malvaceae
Product: tRNA threonylcarbamoyladenosine dehydratase 2-like
Exons: 4
Coding region: 1-615 (204 amino acids)
Biological process (GO): cyclic threonylcarbamoyladenosine biosynthetic process
Cellular component (GO): plastid
Molecular function (GO): tRNA threonylcarbamoyladenosine dehydratase activity; ubiquitin-like modifier activating enzyme activity
Source: RefSeq, a predicted model, not a curated record
AUGUUACACGCUGUUGCAACAAGAGCAGAUGUUGGUAUCCCUAAAGCAGAGUGCCUCAAGAAGCAUUUCUCUCUAAUCUUCCCUGAGUGCCAAGUAGAUGCAAAGGUGCUCCUAUAUGAUGUGUCAUCCGAAGAAGAAAUUCUUUCUGGCAACCCUGAUUUUGUUUUGGAUUGCAUUGACAACAUUGACACAAAGGUGGCACUUCUUGCUGCCUGUGUACACGGAGGUCUGAAGGUACUAUCUGCAACAGGAGCUGGUGCGAGAGCUGAUCCAACAAGAAUUCACGUGGCUGAUUUAAGAGAGUCAACAAAUGAUCCAUUAUCUAGAGUUGUAAGACACCGUUUAAGGAAAGAUCAUGCGAUUGAGGGUGGAAUUCCUGUUGUUUUCUCUUUAGAGAAACCUAAAGCUAAGCUGCUUCCUUUUAGAGGACCAAGUGGCAAAGAAGACAACCCUUCAAAUUAUCAAGUGAGGAUGCUUGCUUAUUAUUUCUGCAGUCUCAAAUUUGAUCACUUAAAAUCAAGCAGUGGGGAAAUUGCAUCCGCUAUUUUGCAGCAGAAAUUGGAAUUUAAAAUACAUUUGGAUGGAGCUAAAGCUGUGUUUCUUUUAGAGAGAUAA